Stomoxys calcitrans (stable fly) is the source of this 785-nucleotide messenger RNA. Its product is annotated as mitochondrial import inner membrane translocase subunit Tim17-B-like. The transcript is spliced from 2 exons. NCBI's taxonomy places the organism in Eukaryota, Metazoa, Arthropoda, Insecta, Diptera, Muscidae. Gene Ontology annotation, biological process: protein import into mitochondrial matrix. Gene Ontology annotation, cellular component: mitochondrial inner membrane; TIM23 mitochondrial import inner membrane translocase complex. The record is from RefSeq and is a predicted model, not a curated record. The coding region runs from base 129 to 641 and encodes 170 amino acids. Gene Ontology annotation, molecular function: transmembrane protein transporter activity.
UGUCUGCAUUGUCUAUUGUGAAUGCGAAAAACCGACCCGACAACGCGGACUGAGCUGUUGGAGUAUUUUAAUUAAUAAAACCAUACAUUAAGCCCGAAAAUCCGAUUAAAAUAUUACAUACAUAAACAAUGGAAGAAUAUGCCAGAGAACCCUGCCCUUUCCGGAUAGUCGACGAUUGUGGCGGUGCAUUUGCCAUGGGUUGCAUAGGUGGUGGUGUAUUUCAAGCGAUAAAGGGUUUCCGCAAUGCUCCUUCUGGCAUGAGUCGCAGAAUGUUGGGAAGUUUAUCCGCCAUUAAGACCAGAUCACCAGUAAUUGCUGGCAAUUUCGCUGUGUGGGGUGGUAUGUUUAGCACAAUCGAUUGUACACUGGUACAUUUUCGCAAGAAAGAGGAUCCCUGGAAUUCAAUUAUAAGUGGAUUUGCUACUGGAGGUAUAUUAGCAGCAAGAAAUGGAGUCCCCGCCAUGGCAGGCAGCGCAAUAAUUGGCGGUGUCCUAUUGGCAUUGAUUGAAGGUGUAGGUAUUCUAUUCACGAGACUUUCGUCCGAACAAUUCCGUAAUCCCCUACCUCCGACUGAAGAUCCCAGCGUGCUAGGCGCUGCCGGGUUUGGUCAAGCACAGCCUAAUCAGGGGCAGUAUCAAUAAGCUUAGCAUUCAAAAAUAUCCCUAAUUAAAUUAACCGUACGUGUAUUUAUAAUGAAAAAACUGUUCACCAAAUUAACCUAACAUAAUUAGCAUAAGAAUGUUAAGGAUGUAGAAAUAUAAUACAAAUUAAAAUAUUGACAUUAA